Messenger RNA from Linderina pennispora, 894 nucleotides. RefSeq lists its product as uncharacterized. NCBI's taxonomy places the organism in Eukaryota, Fungi, Kickxellomycota, Kickxellomycetes, Kickxellales, Kickxellaceae. The record is from RefSeq and is a predicted model, not a curated record. Bases 1 to 888 code for a protein of 295 amino acids. The transcript has a single exon.
AUGGCAGGAUACGAGGGUAUCUUUUCACAUUGCAAACUGUGGUCGGCUUGGAUGAUGUUAGCAUUGGGACUCGGUGUCAUGCUACCAGCAAUGGUUCUUCGUCUCAUACUGUAUUACCGUGUCUUCAUCUUGAAAUCGUCUGGCACCGGACAAGACAACAUUCUGGUUAAGCAUGCCAGAGUGUACUGGCCGUUCUACAUUCUCUGGUCACCUCUAUUGUGCGCCUGCAUAGUGGCUGAGAUCCUUCCAGGAAACCAGACCAUAGACUAUGUAGAUAUAGGAGGAGCACAUGUGUGCAUGAUGGCCCCUGCUAUGUCGUACUUCGUCAUCAGCUACUACUGUUUCUUGGCCCUUCUCGCUUGUGCACUGUACAUCCGCAUGCGUUCGGUCGCCAAAGUCUUCAACGAGUUCAAGCUGGGUCUCUGGAUUGUCGCCACGUUCCUCAUCAACUGCACGCUGGAUUUGGCCGUUGUGUUUACUGGUAGUGCAAAGUUUGCCUGGGGUCGGAUCGUGCCAACCAUCCUGUACUUGCUCACUUACAACGGGUACUUUUGGCUGAUUAUCGGGCCGCCUAUUUUUAACCAUAUCUUCCGGAGAGAGGCGGCACUGAGGGAGAUCAUAGACAUUAUGCAUGAGGAUGGGAUUCUUGCCCAGCAGGCCAAGCUUGGGAACGUCCACCGGGACCUCUAUGGAUUGAACACUGCCUCGGUGGCUACUCGGAGACUUUCUAAAGAGGCCAGCAACGUGCCUUUCGACCAAUCGGCCCAUCUGGAUAGUAUACAGACAGGCAGCUUCCCCUACAGCCAGAUACAGACCGACAGCCAUACAAGCACGAGCCUCGGAUCAAUAGCGACAGCCGAGGAUAAAGAGCACCGGCAUAUUAUUUAAUUUUCA